This is a messenger RNA of Drosophila grimshawi, 999 nucleotides long. RefSeq names its product superoxide dismutase [Cu-Zn]. The coding region runs from base 108 to 911 and encodes 267 amino acids. Gene Ontology annotation, biological process: removal of superoxide radicals. Lineage: Eukaryota; Metazoa; Arthropoda; Insecta; Diptera; Drosophilidae. The transcript is spliced from 3 exons. The record is from RefSeq and is a predicted model, not a curated record. Gene Ontology annotation, molecular function: copper ion binding; superoxide dismutase activity.
UCAGUUCAGUUCCACCGAAAUAUUCGCGGAGAUCGGUAGCACUACCGAGGAGUGUUUACCAACAUUUUGUCUUAACUCCGCAAAUCGCUUGACAGCAAUUAGCCGCUAUGCUGCUGUUCAGUUGCAACCCAAUUUUAGCGUUUCUGCUUUUUAACGUUUUUAACAGCAAUUUUGUGCCUGGCAGCGCACAAAAUCUAUUGGAUCGCUUCCGACCCGCGCCCGCCAAUCUGACACGCACCGAUGACGUCAAAGUGGUGUCCGGCACAAAGGUGAAGCGCUACGAGCGCAUGACAGUGCCACUGGGGGGCUUUGGGCCAGUUGUGGGUGGCAUCGGUGCAGCCGGACUGCUUAGCCCCCUGCUGCAUCCACAGCCGGCAUACGUCGGCUACGCUUAUGUACCCCAGUGGCAGGCGGGCGCAAGGCUUGUGGGUGACGGCGAAUCAGCGGCUGCAGCCGGCAUGAUCACUUUCCAGCAGCUACCCUACAACAGUGACAUCAAAGUGACUAUCAAUGUGACUGGGCUGCCACCGGGAAAGCAUGCCCUUCACAUACACACAUACGGCGAUGUCACAGAGGGCUGCAGGUCCACAGGCGGACAGUUUCCCAACAAUUUUCUUGGUAAUCUGGAAGUCAAGGAUGAUGGCAGCAUAUCGGCAGUAUUUAUGAGCAUCUACCUGCAGCUGUUUGGCUUCAAUGGCAUCGUUGGCCGCUCCGUCGUUAUCCACAGUAAGCCAAUCGAUUUGAAUACGGCUCUCAAUGCGGAGGUGUUCUCCUCCGCUCUAUCCGUGCCCAAUGCCUUGGCCUAUCAGAACGAGGAGAUGUCGGUCGGUGCGCCAAUUGCCUGUGGGGUCAUCAGUCUGAUGAGCACAGCUAGCACGGCACCGACCCCGUCUACCACUAGUGCACCCUAGUUAUAAUUAUUUGAUAAUCAUCAUAAUCAACAUUUAAAACAAUAAGCACUCAAUUUUCAUAGCAAUCUGCAAAUAAAUAAAAAGUAUU